This is a messenger RNA of Scomber scombrus (Atlantic mackerel), 1370 nucleotides long. Its product is annotated as cytochrome P450 2J4-like. Gene Ontology annotation, cellular component: cytoplasm; intracellular membrane-bounded organelle. The transcript has 7 exons. Gene Ontology annotation, molecular function: iron ion binding; heme binding; oxidoreductase activity, acting on paired donors, with incorporation or reduction of molecular oxygen, reduced flavin or flavoprotein as one donor, and incorporation of one atom of oxygen. The record is from RefSeq and is a predicted model, not a curated record. NCBI's taxonomy places the organism in Eukaryota, Metazoa, Chordata, Actinopteri, Scombriformes, Scombridae. Gene Ontology annotation, biological process: xenobiotic metabolic process. Bases 137 to 1261 code for a protein of 374 amino acids.
CUUAUUUCCUAUGCAUUGAUGUAUAUUUAAUUCACCGGGACCUGACUGCUGUAUUUUGUUCUUUCAUGUACCUACAUGGCUGAAUGGGAAGUAAUAUCCUUGAAUCCUUGAAUGCUUGUGCAUACGUGGUCUGUUCAUGAGCAAUGGUGAAAAAUGGAAGAUACAGCGGCGGUUCGCCUUGUCCACCUUACGAAACUUUGGUUUUGGCAAAAGUGUCACAGAGCAGAGCAUCUGUGAAGAGAUCCGAUACCUUCAAGAGGAGAUAGAGAAUGACAAAGGUGAACCCUUCAGCCCAGCAGGCCUUUUCAACAAAGCUGUAUCGAACAUCAUUUGCCAGCUUGUGAUGGGGAAACGGUUUGACUACAGCGACCACAACGUCCAGAUGUUGCUGAAGUGUUUGUCUGAGGCUAUCCAGCUGGAGGGCACAAUAUGGGGUCAACUCUAUGACUCCUUUCCUAGUGUGAUGAAGCACUUGCCAGGCCCUCAUAACAGAAUAUUCAGCAACUACGAAACCAUCCUGGACUUCAUCGGUCAAGAGGUACAGAGGCACAAGCAGGAACUGGACCCCAACAAUCCCCAGGACUACAUUGACAGUUUCCUCAUCGAAAUGGAGAAUCACAAAGAAUCUGAUCUAGGCUUCAAUGAGACCAAUCUGGCUAUGUGUUCUCUGGAUCUGUUUCUGGCUGGAACAGAGACUACCUCCACUACUUUGCAGUGGGCUUUGAUUUACCUCAUCAAAAACCCUGACAUCCAGGAGAAAGUCCAGGCAGAGAUAGACAGCGUGAUCGGACAAAUCCGCCAGCCCACUAUGGCGGACAGACCAAACCUGCCCUACACUGACGCUGUCAUCCAUGAGAUCCAGAGGAUGGGAAACAUUUUUCCUCUCAAUGGAUUAAGAAUGGCUGCCAAAGACACGACUCUCGGCGGUUACUUCAUACCCAAGGGUACUUCCCUGAUGCCCAUGCUGACCUCUGUGCUGUUUGACAAGACUGCAUGGGAGACUCCAGAUACUUUUAACCCAGGACACUUUCUAAAUGCUGAUGGAAAGUUUGUAAAGAGAGAAGCAUUCCUUCCUUUCUCUGCAGGGAAACGUGUGUGUCUCGGAGAAGGGCUGGCCAAGAUGGAGCUGUUCCUGUUUUUGGUGGGCUUGUUUCAGAAGUUCUCAUUCUCUGCUCCUGAUGGAGUAGUGUUAAGUACAGAGGGAGCUGUUGGAGCCACAAAUGUACCGCAACCCUUCAAAGUUUGCGCCAAAGUUCGCUAAUUAUGCAGCAUCACAUUUUCCAUCUAACCAGAUUUAUAUGAGAUGUAACAGCAACCUCCUUUACAUGCUAUUAUAAAUAGAUAAAUAAAUCAUUUGAAAAUAAACAAAA